This is a messenger RNA of Malaclemys terrapin pileata, 915 nucleotides long. Its product is annotated as C-type lectin domain family 2 member D-like. NCBI's taxonomy places the organism in Eukaryota, Metazoa, Chordata, Testudines, Emydidae. The transcript is spliced from 6 exons. The coding region runs from base 248 to 856 and encodes 202 amino acids. The record is from RefSeq and is a predicted model, not a curated record.
GGACCAGGGCCCCUGGGAGUGUCCUCCAUUUGGAGGCACAAAAUAUGGUAAUCCUAAAGACAAACCGUCACUAAAGAGAAACUCUCAUCUCCUGUUGCCGACUGCCUGAUCUUCAGCAGCAAAGAACGUAAGGAGGGGCCCGGGGGUUGUAUUUUCCACGUUAUGACAGACUGAUUGGACGUGCACUGAGUCUGGAAUAAGGCAGCACCCAAAGAAGGGCAACUGAUCAGAGAGAAACUAGGAAGAGAUGGGGAAAGGCACGCAGAAGGAGAAACCUGAGCCAGAGAAUCUGCUUAAAGUCCAAGGUGAUGCAGAGAAAGGAGCAAAGCCAGAUUAUGCCCCCGAGGCUGUUUUCAAAAAUCUCUCAUCCUGUAAAGCCAGAGCUGCAGUCACAUGCUUGAUGAGUAUCAUGAUCAUUCUCAUCCUCAUUCUGAUAGUAGCUCUGGCGGUGGUAGUGUAUCGUGUCCCUGAGCCUCUUCUUUCUGAGCCCUGCUGCCCAGACGGCUGGGUCGGGUACCGAGGGAAAUGCUACUAUUUCUCUGAAGGGGAAGGGAACUGGGAAUCAAGCCACCACAACUGCUCUUCCCUCGGCGCCUCCCUGGCUGGGAUCGACACUCUGCAAGACCUGGCUUUCCUGAUGCGCUAUAAGGGGCGCACUUACCACUGGAUCGGCCUGCGGCGGGAAGGAAGCCAGCCCUGGAAAUGGGUGGAUGGGACAGAAUUCAACAACAUGUUUGAAGUGAAGGGAGGAGGAAGCUGCGCGUAUCUGAACGACGUGGCCGUCAUCUCCUCGAGGUGCCAGACGGAGAAGAACUGGGUCUGUAGCAAACCCAGCCUGCAUCUGAAGAAGGAUUAGAAUGGGAUGGAACAGAAGAGGCCUUAAAACAGUGAGGCUCAUCCUCGCUGAAGGCAGCA